Molecule: messenger RNA, 2649 nt
Organism: Saprolegnia diclina VS20
Lineage: Eukaryota; Oomycota; Saprolegniomycetes; Saprolegniales; Saprolegniaceae
Exons: 8
Coding region: 1-2649 (882 amino acids)
Biological process (GO): phosphatidylinositol-mediated signaling; phosphatidylinositol phosphate biosynthetic process
Cellular component (GO): membrane; cytoplasm
Molecular function (GO): 1-phosphatidylinositol 4-kinase activity
Source: RefSeq, a predicted model, not a curated record
AUGGGCGACGCCGCCUACGCAUACAAGGGACACCUCGUGCUCUCGUUCGACGACGAGACUGAGCCAUCGACAGGCAGCGUGUGCUGCUGGCUGCGCCGGUCGGGCGCACUCACGUGGGCGGCGCCCGGGCAGGACGUCCGCGUCCUCGACUGCCAACUCGCGUUCGCCGACGACAAGGACUUUCUCAACGAGCGUUUCUUCCUCUCGACGCCGUCCGGGCAGCUCGUGACGGCCAUGACCAAGUCCGCGGCCGACCGCGACGCUUGGCUCCUCGCGCUCCAGCUCGUCCUCGAGAAGCGCGUGACACCGAGUCCCGCUCUCGUCGAGACAUCGCAGUCACAGCGCACGGCCAGUGCUGACGUAGUUCUCACUCGCUUUCGCGACUGGCAGAACCUGCUUGCGCUGCAGGCCAACGACCCAUUAGGGCUCUUCAAGGAGACGCGACAUUGGAGCCGGCUCGGCGCCAAGGACAAGGCUGCGUACCACGACUUGCAGGAGUACAUGGACAGCGGGCCCAUCGACGUCUGCAGCCUCGUCGCCGGGCUCUACACGUACAUGACGUCGCCCUUCCUCUUUGUGUCGACGCUCGCGCAACUGGCGGUCGUCGCCGAGUCGGACGUCGCGCACCUCGGGAUGUACUGGCCGCAGAUUCUGCACUGGGGUUUUGCAUCUCUCGCGUCGUGCCAGUCGAUGGCCAUGCAGCUCUUCUACGUCCUCUUCCUCGCGGGUGUCGGGCGCCGAUCCACGGUGUUGGCGCUGCGGACGCACUGGGACGCGGUAGCCGCGCGCACCGACGGCGCCAAGGGCCACGACGACGACGCCUGCUUUGGUGCAUCGCUCAUGCAGUUUUACGGCGUGUACGUGGGGCUCAAUGCGACGGCAUCGACGACGGAAAUGGCGAGUCUUGUGCUGGGCCCCACGACGUCCGACCACGACGCCAUGCAGCUGCUCGACCAGCUCCUGCAUACCACCCAAGCGCUACGGUCCAACUCGCGGUCCAGCUCAGUCUUUGGCGCGUGGCUUGGGGCCCUCACGCCGUCCGACGUCGCGGCCGUGUCGACGCAGCUGGAUGCUAACCGGUUCCUGCCACCAUUUCCCGAUGCGUCCAGCCCGGUGGCGUCCGAGCCGGUGCAGGAUCUCCGCAGCAUGAUCUUGCUACCGGGCGACGACGACGAGGCGUUCUUUGCCGACCUGGAUACCGUCCUCGCCGAGAUGCAACCCGAGACCGCCAUUGACGCACUCGACGUGUUUGGCGACACGGUGCACCUCGUGCAGUCGCUUGUCGUCGCAUCGCAAAACUUCAAGCGCCAGUUCAAUUCCGGCAAAGACCGGAAAGCGCAUCUUCCACAUGUGCUCUCGCGGCUAAGCGCGACGCUGCCGGCCCACGCGAUUUUGCCGCUGACUGUGCACGACGACACGCAAAAGCGUGUGCGUAGUAUUGUGCCGACAGAAGGCACGGUCUUCUCGACGAAGGCGCGGGCGCCGACCAUGGUCUUCUUCGAGACGAUCGCGAUCACCGAGGCGACGACGGUGCGUCAUCGACCCGACCCAGCUACGGACGCAGCGCCGACCUCGUACCUCCUGGAUGCGUUUCUGGAUGCGGACCUUGGGCGUGAUCGCCGGGCGUCGACGGCAUGUCGCAGCCACAGCCGGAGCACGCCACGUCCGAGUGAAGACUGCGUUGGCGUCGAUCGGUCGUUCGUGUCCGACUGCCCGGUCGCCCUCAAGCUCCUAGAAGGCGAGGAUGACAAUGAUACCAACAAGAUGGUGGCGGAGAUCAACCCGGCCGAGACCGAGUCGUUCCGGGAGAAGCGCUCGCGACUGCAAGCACAGAGCCUUUACCGCUCGGAACUUGGGUGGGACUUGGUGCCGGUCAUUGCCAAGAGCUUUGACGACAUGCGGCAAGAAGUGUUCAUCAUGCAGCUUUUGCACAUCUUUGUCGAGUGUUUUUGCGACACGGAGCUCGUGCUGCGCCCGUAUACCAUUCUCUGCUGUGGCGACGACUGCGGGCUCAUGCAGGUCUUGCUGGACGCGGACUCGGUCUCGGACGUCAAGAAGCAUCAUCCAGGACAGUCGCUCGACGCCAUCUUUAGGGCGCGGUACCCGAUACGCGAGCGGCUUGCGGUGGCCCGCGAUAACUUUAUUCGGUCCAUGGCCGCGUACAGUCUAUUUUGCUACAUUCUACAGAUCAAAGAUCGCCACAACGGCAAUGUGAUGCUGCACGUCGACGGCACGAUUUUGCACAUUGAUUUCGGCUUUGCCUUUGGGAUAGCUCCGGGCGGUCGCUUUAGCUUUGAGCGCGCGCCGUUCAAGCUCACGGAUGAGAUGGUCCUCACGAUGGGCGGGAAGGAGAGUCCGGGCUACCAGCGUUUUUUGCGGCUCCUCGGCGACGGUCUUUUGGCCCUGCAGCACCAUGCAUCUCGUAUCUUGGCGCUUGUGAGCAUGACGGCCAAGAAAUCACCAUUCCCGUGCUUUGUGGGGCAGAACGUCCCCCUGCUCCUCCGCCGACUCCAAGAUCGACUGUGUGUGGGCGCAUCCGACAGCGACGUCCGGCUCCACGCACAGCGACUGGCCGACCAGAGCUGCAAUAGUCUGCGCACCCGCCUGUACGACCGGUACCAAUACCACUCGAACGGGUAUGUUAGCUGA